GGCAGUCACAGACCUCGGUGAUGACCGUUCGGCUGUUAGAUCACGAUCAGAUUGUGUUCUCGCCUAGCUGUGUUUCAGUUUCGUGUCAAAAUAGGUAUCAUCUGAGUUUGAGUUGAGUUUAUCCUUUCAUCGAUCAGUUAGCUCUCGAAGCAAAAUGAUCGCUGUAUCGUGGUGGAUUCUUAUUCCGGCAUUGGCUGUGUCCGGCGUACUUGGCUAUGAGUAUCAAAUCAAAACAAUUGACGUCCCUAUCGAUCAGUUUAGCUAUACGGGUAAUGCAACGUUUAAGUUACGCUACUUGGUCAACGAUACUUACGCGCGAAGCGAUGGUCCUAUUCUCCUGUACGCCGGCAACGAGGGUGACAUCGAGUUGUUUGCUCAAAACACCGGUUUCAUGUGGGAGCUAGCUCCUAAGCUAAACGCAACGGUUGUUUUCGUUGAACACCGAUACUACGGCAAGUCGCUACCGUUCGGAAACCGUUCGUUCGAGUCACCGGCCACACUCGGUUACCUUACCUCUGAGCAAGCACUCGCCGACUAUGCGCUGCUACUGGGCACCAUCAAUACGGCGAACGGAACCAACCGCGCCAAGCCGGUUAUUGUGUUUGGUGGCUCUUAUGGUGGCAUGCUGGCGGCAUGGUUUCGCAUCAAGUAUCCGCACCUGGUAGUCGGAGCGAUCGCCGCAUCCGCCCCAAUCCGCCAGUUCCCUGAUCUGACGCCAUGCGGCGUUUUCAAUCAGAUCCUAACGUCGGUGUUCCGGACCGCCGACAAGCCAGAGUGCGUGCACAACAUCCGACGCUCGUGGCAGGUAAUGUCCAACUAUUCCGCUACCGCCGACGGGCUGCGUGUGUUGAACGAAAAGUUCCACUUCUGCAACAACCUGACGAAGGCGACAGACGUCACGGAAACACUGUUCACCUAUCUCGCCGACGUGUACGGCAACCUGGCGAUGAUCAACUACCCGUACGAGUCAAACUUUCUUGCGCCGGUCCCAGCGUAUCCCGUGCGUGAAUUUUGCAGUCACCUGGCGGUGAACUAUACGGGCACGGAGCUACUCGAUCGGCUAGCGCUUGCCCUCAACGUAUACACCAACUAUAGCGGAAAGGUGCCUUGCCUUAACAUUAACUCAUCGUACGCUGGCAGUGGACUCGACGAUCAUGGUUGGGACUUCCAGUCCUGCACAGAAAUGAUAAUGCCGAUGUGCACGGACGGUGUGCACGACAUGUUCCUGCCGCAGCAGUGGGAUCUGCACGCCUACACCGAAACGUGCGUCAAAAAGUUUGGCGUUCGACCAAGACCGACCAAUGUGCUCAUCAACUACGGGGGACAGUUUCUCGAUAGUAGCAUCACGAACAUUGUUUUCAGCAACGGCCUGCUUGAUCCAUGGUCUGGAGGAGGUGUGCUGCGUUCAAGCAACGAUAAAAUUAAAAUCAUACUCAUCCCAGAAGGCGCCCAUCAUAUCGAUCUGCGUGCUUCGAACCCGAAGGAUCCGGAAACGGUGGUGCUGGCACGCGAAAAGCACUAUCGAAGCAUACGUGACUGGAUGUCGGAAUAUUGGCGGUUGAAGAGCUUCUGAGAUCGCAAGUUUGUCGGGCCCAAGCACAUGCUACACGAAGGCGUUCGGCAUGUUUUUUGUUGUAGCCAAGGAGAAAGCUGCGAUACUAACUUUUCUAGAUUAUCUUCGAACCGUAUAGUGGCGAUUGCUUCACGAACUCGUUCAGCUUCGCCUCGAACAAAUCCGACGUGACGGGCGUGCCCAUCGUCCAUAACGGAUUCCGAACGACGUACUCAACCCAAAGCUGCAAAACCCAACAAAACUUAAGUUAAACUUUGCGAACGUUCGUUGUGCUUCUGCUAACACGAACAAAUAGAAAGCAAUAAAG
Anopheles bellator is the source of this 1880-nucleotide messenger RNA. Its product is annotated as lysosomal Pro-X carboxypeptidase. The transcript has 3 exons. Gene Ontology annotation, biological process: proteolysis. Gene Ontology annotation, molecular function: serine-type exopeptidase activity; dipeptidyl-peptidase activity. Lineage: Eukaryota; Metazoa; Arthropoda; Insecta; Diptera; Culicidae. The coding region runs from base 155 to 1573 and encodes 472 amino acids. The record is from RefSeq and is a predicted model, not a curated record.